AUGUACACAGGCAACUUUAUUAGUAGCGCUGCAGAUGGCUAUACUCCGAAUAUUUAUCGUAUAACAUCUCGAUUCUUCGGUCCUACGAGAUCACUUGUUUUUAACGGAAGUCUAAAAGAUCCCGGAUUUAAUCAAACAAAUCAUACAGCAACUAAUCAACAUUGGUAUGUUGAACUGGCCAACAGUGGCAAUUACAUCAUCAACCCAGUUGAUCGACCUGAAAUGUAUCUGACGGCAGAUGCUAACGAUGGCCGCAUUAUAAUUGACUAUAAAGAACAUUCUUGUGCGUGGUGUCUGAUUGAAGAUGACGAUUUUAUUGGAGCAAAGUCACCUGGUCGAUAA
Molecule: messenger RNA, 342 nt
Organism: Adineta ricciae
Lineage: Eukaryota; Metazoa; Rotifera; Eurotatoria; Adinetida; Adinetidae
Source: the annotation of a GenBank genome assembly